Messenger RNA from Melitaea cinxia (Glanville fritillary), 1007 nucleotides. RefSeq names its product sodium- and chloride-dependent GABA transporter ine-like. Bases 10 to 915 code for a protein of 301 amino acids. Lineage: Eukaryota; Metazoa; Arthropoda; Insecta; Lepidoptera; Nymphalidae. The transcript is spliced from 5 exons. The record is from RefSeq and is a predicted model, not a curated record. Gene Ontology annotation, biological process: sodium ion transmembrane transport. Gene Ontology annotation, cellular component: membrane.
UUUGGAUCUAUGAUAAUGUUUGCCUCAUAUAACCGUUUUGAUAACAAUUUCUUACACGACACAUUAGCUGUAUCUUUGGUGAAUGCGGUUACUAGUCUCAUUGUGGGAAUAUUUACCUUCGCUACAAUUGGAAACAUUGCUUUUGAACAGAAUACACCUGUAAACGUUGUCAUUGCUGAUAGUCCAGGGUUACUAUUUGUUGUAUACCCUCAAGCAAUCGCAAAAAUGCCAGCAUCACAGUUGUGGGCAGUUUUAUUCUUCUUCAUGUUUCUGUGCCUAGGUCUAAACAGUCAGUUUGCCAUUGUAGAAGUCGUAGUGACUUCUAUACAAGACGGAUUUCCGGAUAUGAUACGAAAGCGACUUGUAUACCAUGAACUAUUAGUUCUAUGCGUUUGCGCCGUUUCUCUCGUUUUUGGAUUGCCUCACAUCAUACAUAGCGGCAUUUAUAUUUUUCAAUUAAUGGACUUCUAUGCCGCUUCACUGAGCAUUACGUAUCUUGCUUUCUUCGAAGUGGUCGGUAUAGCUUGGUUUUAUGGAGUGGAUAGAUUGUCCAGAAACAUCAAACAAAUGACUGGUCAGUGUCCAUCGCUGUAUUUUCGAUUUUGCUGGCUAAUAGCGGCACCAGCUUUGCUAUUGGCGCUAUGGGUGGCUAGCCUCGUUGACUACACACCUCCCAGCUAUCGCCAAUAUCAGUACCCGACUUGGGCACAAGUGCUCGGCUGGAUUAUAGCAUCACUGUCUCUACUCUGCAUACCUGUUUAUGCCAUUGUAGUUAUCGUACGAUCACCUGGAAAUACUUUUAGAGAAAAAUUCCGCAAUUCUAUUCGUCCGACGUCAUUAUGCGAUUGUGGUAUCACUGGUUGUGAUUUAUGCUGUUCAGAAUCUGAACCGCCUGAUGAUAAAGCUAUUAACUAGUCCUCAACUAAAUUCGGUCUAGUUACUAGAAGCAAUUAUUAGCGUUGUGAUUUUAACUACAUAUUGUGUAGUUUGUGUGUUUACGACGUUUA